AUGGGGAUGUCCGAGGAUGGCAUCGACCUGUCGUUCCGCUCCAACAUACCUCCACCACUCGAUAUUACAGUGGCGGUCGUCUACACAGUUUUUGGCGUGUGUUCUCUGAUGGGAAACAGCACUUUGUUGUAUGUUUCGUACAAGAAGAAGCACCUCCUGAAGCCGGCCGAGUUUUUCAUCGUCAACUUGGCCAUCAGCGACCUGGGGCUGACCGUGUCUCUCUACCCAAUGGCCAUCACCUCCAGCAUCUACCACAGGUGGCUGUUUGGGAGGACUGUGUGCUCCAUGUACGCCUUCUGUGGCAUGCUGUUCGGCCUGUGCAGCCUCACCACGCUCACACUGCUCAGCAUCGUGUGUUUUGUCAAAGUUUGCUACCCGCACUACGGAAACCGCUUCAAAGCUCUCCACGGCGGCCUCCUCAUCGGCCUGGCCUGGCUGUACGCUCUGCUCUUUGCCACCGCCCCCCUUCUCCACUGGGGGGAGUACGGUCCAGAACCCUACGGCACGGCCUGCUGCAUCGACUGGCGCCUUUCCAACCUGCUGCCCGUGGCCCGCUCCUACACCGUGGCGCUCUUCCUCCUCUGCUUCAUCCUGCCCUGUGCUCUGAUCAUGGCCUCGUACUCCUGCAUCCUCAUCACCGUGCAGGCGUCCAGGAAGACCAUGGAGCAGCACACGCACAGGCAGACGCACAUGAGCAGCAUCCAGGCCAUCAUCGUCAAGCUCAGUGUUGCCGCAUGCAUCGGCUUCCUCACGGCGUGGAGCCCGUACGCCAUCGUCUCUAUGUGGGCCGCCUUCGGACAAGUGGACAGCAUCCCUCCUCUGGCCUUUGCUCUCCCCGCCAUGUUCGCCAAAUCCUCCACCAUCUACAACCCCGUCAUUUACCUCUUGCUCCGGCCCAACUUCCGCAAAGUGAUGCGCAGGGACCUGAGAACUCUGUACCGCGGCUGUCUGCACGGCUGCCUCUGCGUCCGGCCUGAGAUGGGAGUACCCGCCAUUCACCGGGAGAGCCCCACGGUGGACCCGGCUGCUGGUCCUCAGGGGGUGGGUGUGAAGGACCACAGCAGUAAGAAGUGCAGCGACGCUUUUGAAUGCUUCAGGCACUACCCCCAGACCUGCAGCGCCAUCGACCCAGGGAAGGACCACGACUCUCCGGCUCCUCGUGGCGGCAAAGCUCAGGGCCGUAGGAAGUGUCUGCUGUCCGUCAUGUGCGGCAAAAGGAGCUCUGAGAUAGACAACCUGCACAUUGAUCUGGAGAUGGUGCCGGGGCAGGCUAAGGUCGCUUGGCCUUGA
Molecule: messenger RNA, 1290 nt
Organism: Knipowitschia caucasica
Lineage: Eukaryota; Metazoa; Chordata; Actinopteri; Gobiiformes; Gobiidae
Source: the annotation of a GenBank genome assembly